AUGUUUGUGCUUCCGAACAAGAAGGCGGUUCUCGUGGACGUGCCGUACUACUCACCUGAGCUGGCAGCAGAGGUGCGGCGGCAAGCUCCAGGCGGGCUCUCGCACCUCCUGCUGACACACGAUGAUUUUGUGGGCAUGAGCAGCCAUGGCCAGUGGAAGCGGGACUUUCCAGAGCUGGUCCGUGUGGCGCACAGCGACGACUGCAGGGGACAAGGCCUGGAGGCGGAGCUGUCUGGCCGUGGGCCCUGGGAACUUGGGGUUGGCCUCCAGGCUUAUCAUCUUCCAGGACAUUCGGCGGGCUCCCUCUUCUUUGCCAGCCCAGAGCUUUCUGCCCUCUUCACCGGGGACAGCCUGGGAUUCUGGUCGGCGCCUACCGGCUUUCCUGCGUUCUGCCGCUUUGGCCGUGCGCGGCAGGCGGCUUCCCUGCGCGGUUUCGCCCGAGAUGGGCCAUUUCUGCAGGCUGUUCUGCCCAGCCACGGUGAUCCGAUGUACUUCGACAAUGACCACCAGCGCCAAGAGGCCUUCAAUCAAGCUGCCUCUGAGCUGGAGGGGCAUCGCAGGUGA
This is a messenger RNA of Symbiodinium pilosum, 564 nucleotides long. The record is from the annotation of a GenBank genome assembly. NCBI's taxonomy places the organism in Eukaryota, Dinophyceae, Suessiales, Symbiodiniaceae.